This is a messenger RNA of Botrytis byssoidea, 744 nucleotides long. RefSeq lists its product as uncharacterized. The record is from RefSeq and is a predicted model, not a curated record. The transcript has a single exon. Bases 1 to 744 code for a protein of 247 amino acids. NCBI's taxonomy places the organism in Eukaryota, Fungi, Ascomycota, Leotiomycetes, Helotiales, Sclerotiniaceae.
AUGACUCCCGAUCCACAGCCCGAAAUCGAAUCUACAACAGAAGCCCGCCGCAUCUCCGAGCUAGCUGGAAGAGAUCCAAAAAAUGAAAGAACUAUGAGUAUCUAUAUCACAGUGCGCUCGCACGUCUUCGAAAUCCCCAGAGACAUCGCCAUCCACGCCUCCAAGCUGUUUGCCAAAGCAUGGAGCGCGAAUCCUCGCGCGCGAAGCAUCACAUUCAAAGUCCAGGAUAAAGAUGGCGAGGAUACUGACAUCGAUCCGGAACACUUUUACACCGUCGAUGCGAUCGCCCAUCUGGUGGGGUAUAUGUAUGGAAAUGAACUUGGGUGUCCGACUUCUGAUAUCGAGCGACAUUCGGGGUGUUUGUUGGCGUGGUGUAAGGUGUAUAAAUAUGCUGCGUAUUUUGAGAUGGAGGCGGCGUGUGAGAGGGCGUCGGCGAGGAUGGAGAAAUGUUUGGGGGAGAGAACGUUCUGUCGGGGAAUUCCGACGAGGGAGGAGGUGCUGGAGAUUUAUGGGAUGACGAGGGAGGGUUCAGGGGUUAGAGAGGCGUUGGUUGAUAGGAUGGCGAAGAUGGGGAGAUUGUGGGAUGUGCUGGGGGAGGAUCAUGUAGGGGCUAUUAAAUCUUGUGUGGAGAAUUGGUUAAGGAGCUCGAGUGCGUCGAGGGAGUUUCAAGAGGCUGUUUGGAUGAGGAUUGGGGAGGGGGAGGAGGAGAGGAUAGAAAGGAUUCGAGAAGUUAGGGCUGCUUAA